UUCAUGGCAGUGGGUCAUAUGAUCGUCCAGUGCAAGUGAAAAGGGCGAGUCCGAGCAUAAACUUGUGAUCGUUUUAUUGUCAAUACAGAAAUAACUCCCUGUUUUUUUCAAGAUAUUCCAUUGAUUUUUACAAUUCAAGAUGAAGGGAUGUAUGUUUAACAUCGACGGGGGCUACUUGGAGGGGUUGUGCAGGGGAUUCAAGUGUGGAAUUCUUCAGCAGAGUGAUUAUCUCAAUUUGGUGCAGUGCGAGACACUUGAAGAUCUAAAGCUGCAUUUAGCUGGAACCGACUAUGGCAGUUUCCUAGCAAACGAGCCCUCACCCCUCCAAGUCGGUGUGAUUGACGACAAACUCCGAGAAAAGCUCGUCAUCGAGUUCCAGCAUAUGCGCAAUCACUCUGUGGAACCUCUCUCCCAAUUCCUGGACUUUAUCACGUACAGUUACAUGAUUGACAACAUCAUCCUGCUGAUCACUGGGACACUGCACCAGAGGCCCAUCUCUGAAUUGAUUCCCAAGUGCCAUCCCCUCGGUAGCUUCGAGCAGAUGGAGGCUAUUCAUGUGGCUGCCACUCCUGCUGAAUUGUACAAUGCUGUGUUGGUUGAUACUCCACUAGCUCCAUUCUUCGUUGAUUGCAUCUCAGAACAGGAUUUAGACGAGAUGAACAUCGAAAUCAUCAGAAAUACUCUCUACAAAGCCUAUCUUGAAGCUUUCUACAAGUUCUGCAAAGAUAUUGGGGGAACUACAGCUGAUGUCAUGUGUGAAAUUCUCGCGUUCGAGGCUGACAGACGAGCCAUCAUCAUCACCAUCAACUCAUUUGGCACUGAGUUGGGAAAAGACGAUCGUGCAAAGCUCUAUCCUCGCUGUGGAAAAUUGAAUCCUGAUGGUCUAGCUGCUCUGGCGCGUGCUGAUGAUUAUGAACAAGUCAAAGCAGUUGCUGAGUAUUACGCUGAGUACAGUGCAUUGUUCGAAGGGGCUGGAAAUAAUCCUGGGGACAAGACACUCGAGGAUAAAUUCUUCGAGCACGAGGUUCGUCUAAAUGUCAACGCUUUCCUCCAACAAUUCCACUUUGGUGUAUUCUACAGUUACUUGAAACUAAAAGAACAAGAAUGUCGUAACAUCGUGUGGAUAUCCGAGUGCGUUGCUCAGAAACAUCGCGCCAAAAUCGACAAUUACAUUCCAAUCUUCUAAAGAGAGCCAGAAUCCGCAGUGUGGCAUCUGUUGAAAAUUGUUCAUAUUAUCAUUUUCUCCAACACGGCAUGGACAAAACCCACUAAACCGAGUUGGAGGCGCCAAUAAUCACCGUCGUGCUGUAUAAAGAAAUUAAUUUAUCAUUCACGAGACAUGUAGUGUGAUGUUGAAUUUCGUGGAGAAGAGAUGGGCAGAUCAAAUUAGCCAAUUUCAUUUUAUCGAAUCAGAGAGUUGUAUAUUUAUAUGUGGAAUAUAUCGAAUUCCUGUGUAAUUAAUUGAUUUAGGGAAGUAUUAUUGUGCUCUGAGUUUUAUUGUUGGAAUUAUUUCGUUGAUGUGUAUGGGAGAAUACACUGCAUUCCAUUGUAAACGAUUAUUCACCAUGCGUGUAUGUAUCAUAAAUUACUUGUGAGAAAUAUAUUGAUAAAGACGAA
Diachasma alloeum is the source of this 1617-nucleotide messenger RNA. It is a transcript of the gene VhaAC39-1, whose product is annotated as V-type proton ATPase subunit d. The record is from RefSeq and is a predicted model, not a curated record. Gene Ontology annotation, biological process: proton transmembrane transport; vacuolar acidification; vacuolar transport. Gene Ontology annotation, molecular function: proton-transporting ATPase activity, rotational mechanism. Gene Ontology annotation, cellular component: vacuolar proton-transporting V-type ATPase complex; plasma membrane proton-transporting V-type ATPase complex; proton-transporting V-type ATPase, V0 domain. The transcript is spliced from 6 exons. The coding region runs from base 140 to 1186 and encodes 348 amino acids. Lineage: Eukaryota; Metazoa; Arthropoda; Insecta; Hymenoptera; Braconidae.